ACUCUAAAACACAAACAAAUUUGGCAAAAACUAUCAAGAAACACAACACAACCCAACCCAACAUCAAUCCUGUCUGUCUUUUUCAACCAAGGUGUAUUAUUUUGGUGCAGCUUCAAGGUACAAAUCCAUAUCCAAAUCCAAAUCAAAACUACUGUUUGCUCUGUCCUAUUUGCUUAAAGCCCUUUCCUUUCUUGCUUUGUUUGCCCCUUUCUGUUAGAUUUCAUUUGAUUGAUUCAUUCAUGCAUACCUACUGUUUGUUCUUAUGACUCACUCACUCAAUAAUAGAGGGAAGAAGAAUGCCUCCAAAAUUCACAACCGCCAUUGUCGAUUCAGAGGACGAAUCAGAGGUCACAAGCCAAGUAGCCUCCAACGUCACCACAACAGUCGAUGCACCAGACCCAUCCACCACUAACCACCACCGUCUGCUCGACCUCACCCUCGCCAUCAACGCCGCCGACGACCACCGCGCCGACGCCGCCAAUCCUCCUCCUCCGGCGGCCGCGUCCCGAGUCUUCUCCUGCAACUACUGCCGCCGGAAGUUCUACAGCUCCCAAGCCCUGGGAGGCCACCAAAACGCCCACAAACGUGAACGAACUCUCGCCAAGCGCGCCAUGCGGAUCGGAAUGUUCUCCGACCGUUACGCCAGCCUCGCCACGCUGCCGCUCCACGGUUCGACUUUCCGGUCGCUCGGCAUUGAGGCGCACGCCGCCUCCGUCCACCACCACUACGUGCAGAGCUCCGCCGCCGUCAGGGGCGGCGCCAGGUUCGUAGAUCAUGGCUAUUACGGCUUGCCGUCGCCGGUGUACGUGGAGUACGAUGAAGCCGAGCUUUCUUGGCCCGGGAGCUUCCGGCAGGGGAUCGAAUGUUCCGAUAUUAAUUUCGCCGCCGGAUCGAUGAUUUUGCCGGCGGCGGCGGCGGCGGCGGCGCCGCCUCCGGCUAGGACGGAUAUAUCAGCUCUCCCUGAUCUGAAUUUGAAGCUUUGAUCAACAAAUGGGUAUUUUUGUAAUUUUGUAGCGCCAUUUUGGUUGUAACCGUUGGAUGGAUAUUUCUGUGACAUUUUUUAUGGAUUGGAUAAUGUACAGAGAGACCUUAAUUUGAACA
Messenger RNA from Andrographis paniculata, 1101 nucleotides. RefSeq names its product zinc finger protein 4-like. Lineage: Eukaryota; Viridiplantae; Streptophyta; Magnoliopsida; Lamiales; Acanthaceae. Gene Ontology annotation, biological process: negative regulation of abscisic acid-activated signaling pathway. The coding region runs from base 297 to 983 and encodes 228 amino acids. The record is from RefSeq and is a predicted model, not a curated record. The transcript is spliced from 2 exons.